AUUUAUGUCUUUUGGUUGAUUUUAUUCCGAUAAUUCUUUUUCUUUUCUUUUCCCAAUUGCAGUGGCUGUAUUGUAUCUCUUCAUCUCUUUGAGCUUGUCGCUGGCACAGUUAGAUACUUGAGAUGCUGGUGGACGAGGCAAAAAUCUUGCUAGGCUUUUCCACUAAUUCUUGCCCCACUCCUUGUCAGGUCAAAGCUGCUUAUAGAAGGAAGGUAUGGGAGACUCAUCCAGAUUGCUUUCCAGUUCAUCUCAAACCUGAUGCAGAACUCAAAUUUAAGAUGAUUUCAGAAGCAUACACUUGCCUGCUUUCUGCAAUUACAGGUACAAGACACGAAGGUCAACACGGUGUUGGAUAUUCACGUGUUGUAAGAAGUGGAGUUCCUAGAGGAGGGAGGAAAAAUCAUCCACUGAUUGGGCUUCCCUUUAUUUUUAUUAUUUUGGGAACUGUAACAUUGGGAGGAACAAAUAUUGCCAGGGCCUACAGAAAACAGAGGGCGGAUUGUCCUUCUCAUAAUCCUUUUCUCCCUUGAUUUUUCCAAGUUUCUGCAACAUUAUGUACGUAGUGGCAUGGUAUGUACAAAUAUGGUGCGGCGUUAGUCCUCUAUGAAAAUGUAGCUGAUCCAAUAAGCUUCAAUGAGUCUCAUUCGCGGCACAUUUAUUAAGUUGUGUUUGUGAACUUUCAAUUGUAAUUCUGAAGUUGUUCAUUAUGUAAAUUAGACGCUAGUUUAGGUGAAGGAUGGUAAAGUUGCUGCCAUGUGACUAGGAGGUCACGAGUUUGAGCCGUGGAAACAGUCUCUUGCAGAAAUGCAGUAUAAGGCUGCGUACGAUAGACCCAUGUGGUCCAGCCCUUUCCCGGACCCCGCGCAUAGCGGAAGCUUAGUGCACUGAAUUGCCCUUUUAUUUUUUAGCUGAAGGAUGCUUUCAAAAUGAAAAAUGUAAGCCCUUGCUCCAAUUUGUCUCUAUAUCACAUGAAAGGAGGAAGAGCAACUAAAAAGAACAGCAUGACAUGUAAUAAUCCCAUAAUAUGGUCCAGAUUGCCAUUACUUUAUCAAUUUCCAUUACUCAUUUA
Molecule: messenger RNA, 1069 nt
Organism: Nicotiana tabacum (common tobacco)
Lineage: Eukaryota; Viridiplantae; Streptophyta; Magnoliopsida; Solanales; Solanaceae
Cellular component (GO): nucleus; cytoplasm
Molecular function (GO): protein folding chaperone; protein-folding chaperone binding
Source: RefSeq, a predicted model, not a curated record